AUGCGGGGAAGCCAUUCUGGGGCGGUGGAUGUUGGUGGCAUUGCGCCUCCUGGUCCUCCAGUUCCUACGGGUCUGGAAUGGCAAGAACUGGCAAUAUCUAUGUAUAAAGUAAUCUGUUUAAUCGCUUGCCUCGUAUCAGCAUCAACCGCCUCGUAUUACGGUGGAUUCGGCGGAAUUGGUUUAGGAGGUCUGGGUGGAUUUGGAGGUUUAGGAGGUCUGGGUGGAUUUGGAGGUUUAGGAGGUUUGGGUGGAUUUGGAGGUCUUGGCGGAUAUGGAGGCGGUCUGGGGGGAUAUGGAGGCGGUUUAUUAGGCGGCCUUGGUAGUUUUGGUGGUCUCGGCUAUGGAAAAUUCGGCCACUACGGCUUGCCUUAUGGUGGAAUACCUUUCAUCCCUCCAUUCUUUGGAAAACAUUACGGAAAAUAUUAUUAG
This is a messenger RNA of Lottia gigantea (owl limpet), 429 nucleotides long. RefSeq lists its product as hypothetical. The coding region runs from base 1 to 429 and encodes 142 amino acids. The transcript has 2 exons. NCBI's taxonomy places the organism in Eukaryota, Metazoa, Mollusca, Gastropoda, Lottiidae. The record is from RefSeq and is a predicted model, not a curated record.